Cottoperca gobio is the source of this 2069-nucleotide messenger RNA. RefSeq names its product interleukin-17 receptor D. The transcript has 12 exons. The record is from RefSeq and is a predicted model, not a curated record. The coding region runs from base 1 to 1803 and encodes 600 amino acids. NCBI's taxonomy places the organism in Eukaryota, Metazoa, Chordata, Actinopteri, Perciformes, Bovichtidae. Gene Ontology annotation, molecular function: protein binding; interleukin-17 receptor activity.
AUGUGGACGGCCGCUCUCGUUGUGUGCCAGCUCUUGGCGUUCGGUCGGCCCCUCUGGGCUCAGCAGGAUGUCACGGCUGCUGCCAUCUCUCCUCAGGACUGCAGUCUGGACUGCAUACGACAGGGAGGACCUGGAUGUGAUUACUGCAAAAUAAACAGAGCUGAUGUGAAGAAGGCUCUAGGUUUCAACUCCAUUGAUGCGUUUGGAAGUUGUAUUCCCUGGCCAUGUUUUGAGUUGUUAGGAGAAGAAGACCCUAAAAUCUGUCAGCACUAUGUCCACGCGCCAAAUGAAGUGGAGGUUGAGUUUGUAAAUGAGCUAAACCCCAAGUCUGACACCAUUGUUGUCUCCUGGAAGCCCAGCUACUAUGGGAUUGCGUUCCUGCGAGGCUUCCAGGUGUUGCUACAGGCUUUGGGAGGGACUAGUGUUACCUGUCACCUCUUUCUCUUCCACCGUAACGUCUCCCUCCCGGCUUCACAUGCUCAAAGGGUGUACAAGUCAGACCCUUUCCCCGGCCUCUCCCUUGGGUCCCAGUAUGCUGUUACCGUCAUGGCUCUGCCUGUGCCUGAAGAGUGGGAGAGGUUCUACCACAGCAAGAUCUUCUCCACACGCUCAUGUGCAGAGAAGAACGGUCUUGAGCAGUGCAAAAAAGACUGGUACCCCAUAUAUAUUGAGGUCCAGCAGGAAGGGACUGCCAUCACUGUGACCUUCAACCUGGCGCCUCAAAACCUGGGCAUCAGAAGCUACUUCUCCCUGUGUUACACAAACGGCCUGAGGAAAUACACAGACAUCACACCUAAUUCCAGCAAAAACAAGACUCACCACAGCUAUCAGAUGAAUGACCUGCAAGAAGGAAUAAAUUACACCUGUCAGAUUGCAGCUGACGAAGUGGAUGCAGUGAGGAAAACAUUCAAUGUUCAGGUCUUACACGUUCAGAAAGGAGGUUCCUCGCCACUCACAAUCUCUCCCUCAUUGGCUCUGACGCUUCCUCUUUGCCUGGCUGUGGCAGCCAUAGUUGUAGUCUUACUGGCUGCCCUCAUGUGGAGGAGACACAGGCUGCAGAUGAAGCAACUUGACAUUAAACCAGAUAUUAUAAAGCAGCAUCAAGAGAGCGGAACUCUGGAGGAAGUGAUGUCAUUGCCCAGGAACAGGCCGACCCCUCCUCGACUUCUGAUUUGCUACAGCAGCUAUGAUGGCCCCGCUCAUGUCAAAGCCGUCAUGCGGUUAGGGGCCUUCAUACAGCAGCACAUGGCCACUCAGGUGUGCCUGGACCUGUGGGACUCUCUGAGCGUGGCAGAGGAGGGCAGUAUGGCCUGGCACUGUCGGCAGAUUCGGGAGAGCGACUUCAUCUUGGUGAUCUGUUCUCGGGGCCUCAACCACAGAACUAACCCUCCAGAGGGCGACGACGAAGAUGAGGAGGCAGACCAAAGGCGCCACCUUGGGUCCAACGCAUUAAGCUCUGACGUGGCCGUACAACUUAUUGGAGAGGAGGUAGGCCGAGCCAAAGCCAGGGGCCAGGACCUAUCCAAAUACAUGUCGGCCAUUUUUGAGUACUCUGAGGAAACAGACAUCCCCACUGAGCUGAGGCUGGUAUCUAACUACAUGCUAACACGUGACUUACAGCUGCUCUUCUCCCAUCUCCAUGGAGUGGCUCUUCACAGGCCGGGUUGUUACCUGAAGAUAAACCAUAUCUCAGAGGACGGCUUUACCGAGUUACCAUCCGGAGCAGCUCUGCAGUGGGCUAUAUAUGAGGCUCGAAUGGCAAUCAUGGCAAAAAGGCAUCAAUCUUUGGAGGGAGGGUACUGAAAACUAAAAAAAAGAAUCUGACUUAAAGGGAUUGUACCUGAUUCUUCGAAGUGGAGUUAAAUGAGGUACUUAUCCAUAGUCAGUGUAUUACCCACAGGAGAUCAGGUCAGCUCGCACACAGUUUUAGUAACAGACAGGAGCACAAUGCACUGCUGUCGACAGGCGCAGCAGCAAAAUGUGUUUUAGCCACGCUAAAUACGCUAUAUUUAGAAUAUUAUAAUAAACAUAAAUAGUGAACAUGUCCUAAUUGUGCCCAAUGAUGUUGU